UACCUGGGCGUCGACGUUGAUUUUAACAACAAUUCAAUUACAAUAAGAUUAUUAAUUAAAAAUGGCAGUAUUAAGCUCCUGUUGGUCGCCCAUAAUUUGGUCCAAUAAUGUACGCACGGGCAGCUAUUGCGUAGCAGCUUACACCUCGGCACUGUGCAUGGUGCUGAUUACUAUAACGUGUUAUAUGCUGGCAGGUGGAGAGUCUGCGCAACUUUAUUCGCCUCUCUUUGAAACGGAUAUAAGAACUUCCAUGCCCAUAGCAGGAGCUUUCUUUAUCAUAUACUUCUUGUUGAUCAUAAUAUCAUCGUACCUAGUCUAUUACGGAAUUAAGAUAAGUACACGAGGAUGGUUGUUGCCAUGGUUAUUUUUGAUGGGACUUGCGAUACUGUUUCAAUUCUGUUGGAGCCUCUGGUUAAUUGGCGGCUACUAUAUAUACUUGGAGCAAACUUUCUCGGCGUUACUGAACUUUGUUUGGACGGCAUAUAAUAUCUACUGCUGGUUGGUUGUGUUCUCGCAAUAUCAAAUCUUUUUGGAAAUUCAAAAUCCUAAUAUCGAACUUCUAAUGCCUUAGAGCGAGUAUUCACGCCAUUGCUUUUACAUUCUUCGAAUAUUUUUAAUGUAAGAUAUACAUAUUUGUAGUUAUAUAAUAUUUUGUAGCACACACAUUCCGUCCAUGACCAUAGAAAACUUUACAUGCCCAACGUGUCUUCUUAAACAUAUACAUAUAUUUGUAUUUUAUACAUGACAAAUUGUAAUACAUUUUAUAAAAUUAUACACAUUAAAACGCAUAUUUGCUGCAA
This is a messenger RNA of Drosophila busckii, 800 nucleotides long. RefSeq lists its product as uncharacterized. The coding region runs from base 62 to 571 and encodes 169 amino acids. Lineage: Eukaryota; Metazoa; Arthropoda; Insecta; Diptera; Drosophilidae. The record is from RefSeq and is a predicted model, not a curated record. The transcript has 4 exons.